AUGGACUAUUUGCGAACUCUUGGCUCGGCAGCCGUAUCUUCCCUUGUUCAGAAAUCGGGUCUCAACCUUCCGUUCACGCUUGGCCAACGCAUCAAUGCUUACGAUAAUAAGUCGAUAUGGAACCUAUACGACGCCGUGAAGCGGGAUGACUCCUCGCCAGCAUCUGUCUUUGAAUUCGACGGCACAAAACGCAACCUCUUGCCCCUCGCGAAGAAUGCCUUGCGCAAGCUGCGGACUGUGCGGCAUCCUGAUGUUCUGAAGUUUCUGGACGUGGUCGAGACGGAGACUACGAUCUUCAUCAUGACGGAAAGGGUCCAACCUCUAUCUGCUGCUCUCUCCUCGUGGAGGGGUAAAGGGGUCGUGGAGAAGGAAGAUUGGCUUCUAUGGGGCUUGCAUCGGAUAUCUGUAGCUUUGGCGUUCGUGAAUGAUGCGGCCUCGUCCACACACGGAAACAUAUGCCCCAAUUCCAUCUUCAUCUCGCCAUCUGGGGAAUGGAAGCUUGGAGGCUUCGAGCUUCUGAGCAACCCUCAGGAUGAGGCCGCGGUACUCUAUAACAUGGGCAGUCUCUUGCCUGGCACCUUUGAGCACAUGCCCCCAGAAGUGAGGAAAGGUGGGUGGUCCGCUUUGAAGGAGCACAACCCAGCAGUUGCAGAUGCGUAUGCUUUUGGGCUGCUUCUUCACGCGGUUUUCAACCAAGAUCAGCCGCCUCCGGCCACCUUCAAUCCGCCUCAUCCACCUCCCUCCCCGUCGUCGCGGGGUGCCAUCCCUACAUCGGUUUUCCCUUCGUUCAAACGACUAUUGAACCCGAGUCCCAAAUCCCGACUAUCGACCAAGGGCUUCCUCGAAAUUGGUAUGGCAGAAACGGGUACUGAAGGGGCCGGCUUUUUUAUGAACAAUCGACUGGUGAAAGUUUGCGCCGGUCUCGACAAUUUUGCGUUGAGCAGCGAAGCGGAGAAAUCCACUUUUCUAAGGACGCUGAAGGAAUCUAUGUCCUCAUUCCCGGCCGAAUUCGCAUCGUAUAAAGUCUUGCCAUCACUUGUUUCAGCGCUUGAAUAUGGUGGGGCGGCUGCUACUGCAAUUAUCCCGCUCGUCUUGCAGAUCGGCAAGAAUGUCUCCCCUGAUGACUACUCCGGUAUCAUACUCGCGCCCCUCGUAAAGCUGUACGCUAGCCCAGAUCGUGGCACGCGAAUGGCUCUGUUAGAGCACUUAUCUGAGUAUUGUGAUAAACUCGAUAAGAAGACCGUUGUAGACAAAAUAUGGCCCAAUCUCCAAACUGGAUUCCUGGAUACCGUUGCUGUCAUCCGUGAAGCAACAGUGAAGUCUAUUAUUCUGCUCUCACCAAAGUUCAAUGAGCGCAUCCUGAAUAACGAUCUUCUCCGUCAUCUCGCCAAAAUGCAGUCCGACCCCGAGCCUUCAAUCCGUACCAAUACCUGCAUUUUGAUGGGACGUCUGGCUCCAUCCCUCGGUUACCACACGAAGCGCAAGGUUCUUGUGCCAGCGUUUGUUCGCGCUCUGCGCGAUCCCUUCGUACACGCCCGUGUGGCUGGUUUGAUGGCCUUUAUGGCGUCGAUCGAUUGUUUCGACAUUGAGGAGAUUGCCACCAAGGUGAUCCCGAACGUAGCAGGGUCCAUGAUCGACAAGGAAAAAUUGGUCCGCGAUCAAGCAUUCAAGGCUAUCGAACUCUUUGUUAAGAAGCUCGAGGAACAUGCAGCAACAAUGCCGGAAACUGUAAUCCCGCCGGAAGGACACGCACCCGUGCCAGUCAACGGAGCAACUGGCAUCCCCGGUCACAGUACGCUCGUCAACUCGGCUGCCGGAGCCGCGGGCGCAUUGGCGGGAUGGGCCAUUAACUCUUUGGGAAAGAAAGUGAGUAAUGCGGACGUAUUCGAUGACGGUGCUAAUCUUCAAUUGCAUAGCUUGCCGCUUCCGAUAUGCAAACCGGAAUUGCCUCAACCACCUUGGACCAACUAA
This is a messenger RNA of Punctularia strigosozonata HHB-11173 SS5, 1971 nucleotides long. RefSeq names its product ARM repeat-containing protein. The record is from RefSeq and is a predicted model, not a curated record. Lineage: Eukaryota; Fungi; Basidiomycota; Agaricomycetes; Corticiales; Punctulariaceae. Gene Ontology annotation, molecular function: protein kinase activity; ATP binding. Gene Ontology annotation, cellular component: cytoplasm. Gene Ontology annotation, biological process: protein phosphorylation; tRNA export from nucleus. Bases 1 to 1971 code for a protein of 656 amino acids. The transcript is spliced from 10 exons.